AUGGAACACUUUCAAAACUCCGCUUCCAUAGGAACACAUUCAUUGAGUUACGCACUACGAGGAAUCUCGAGAAAACCAGGCGCGCCCCUAGUACUCGUCUUUACCGGAAUAACCAGUAGUGCACUGGAAUGGAGCGCAGUCUGUCGACACCUUGAGUCAGAAACAUCAAUCUUCCUUUAUGAGCGUUCCGGAUAUGGUCGCAGCGAAGAGUCCCCAAGCGAACCUGAUUCAGUCACCAUAGUUGACGAACUGUCCCGACUUCUGGAGUCAGCCGCCCUUGCCCCACCAUACCUUGUUGUCGGACAUUCGUGGGGCGGUAUUCUAGCUCGAGAAUUUGUGGCAGCCCGUCCGGUAGAGGACAUUUCUGGCCUAGUACUCGUCGAUGCAGUACAAGAACGGAUGCUCUUUGAGACAUGGCCGGAUCCUAGCAUCGCAGCUGUCACUGAAGGGCUGGACUAUUAUGAGGUGGUUGGGAUCUCAAGGGAUUACAAGUUGACGGCAUCUGAAUGGGGUGAUCUUAUGGCGGAAGAGUCGAGUGAGAAGCAUGCUCGACAGGCAGAUCGGGAAAUGCCCUAUCUUCAGAUCAGCCGACCUGUUAUCGAGCGGAAGGCACAGCUUGUGCCUGGUCAAAAUAUAUUGGAAGGGAGACCUCUCAGUGUCCUUAGGGGAAACUCUAAGCGGGAUCAUGAGUUGAUGUAUCAGGCUGGUGUGGCUAACGGGGGAGGUACUGAGACUCAGAGAGCCACAUUCCGUGACUAUCUGUCAAGAUGGGACCAAAGUGAAGAUUUUUUUCAGCGAGAGUUUCUUCACAUGUCAAAUUUGGUUCGCUACUCCGUGACAACAAAAAGUGGACAUAAUAUUCAGAUCACGGAGCCUCAAUUGGUUGCAGAUUCGAUUCGAUGGGCGCUUCAAAAUACUCCAGUUGAUCUUUCGUCUUAA
Messenger RNA from Penicillium odoratum, 939 nucleotides. Its product is annotated as alpha/beta fold hydrolase. The transcript has a single exon. Lineage: Eukaryota; Fungi; Ascomycota; Eurotiomycetes; Eurotiales; Aspergillaceae. Bases 1 to 939 code for a protein of 312 amino acids. The record is from RefSeq and is a predicted model, not a curated record.